Molecule: messenger RNA, 6587 nt
Organism: Anneissia japonica
Lineage: Eukaryota; Metazoa; Echinodermata; Crinoidea; Comatulida; Comatulidae
Exons: 17
Coding region: 183-6587 (2134 amino acids)
Molecular function (GO): protein binding
Source: RefSeq, a predicted model, not a curated record
CUGCAGGUAGAUUUAGCGAUACCAAGGAUUUAUACUUUUUAGCGUACGUCGGGAGACGCUGUUGUCUUCAUAAAUAAAACCAAACCCUGCUUAACCACGAUGUUAUUGCGCCUAAUUUCGAACCGACCGUGCCGUUUCUUAUAAAUUAGAUAUUUGUUGAAGACAUAUCUAAUGGAAUCAAAAUGCCGAUCAGUGCUGGAAAUGCACAGAGGUGUCUCAGACUCUUGCGGGAAUUCCAGGAUGAUUUAAAAUCAGAGCCGAUCUCAGUACAGGAGGACGUUAACCGGAGCGCACAUGCCCUGGAACUGUUUCUUAAUGGAAUUGAUUCAGGUGGUAGUCCAGAAAAAAAUGACGACCUAAAAUCUCCACAUCGGAGGGACACGGAAUUAAUACAAGUUAUAGUAUUUACGAACCCUCCUCCAUCUAUGCAAGAAUUGGGAAUAUCGUUAAAAGCAGAUAGAAGCCUACAGAAUUACACAUUCUUGAAGAAUAAACCACUUGUCGGAAAUAUUAAAAUAAAAAGUGUGACACCAGAGAGUGUUGCCUCUUUCACCGGAAAACUGCAAACAAAUGAUGAAAUUUUACAGAUAAAUGAAAAAAUAUUAGAAAGGUGUUCUCUUGAAAGAACCAAAUUUUUAUUGGAAAGUGCUCUUCGUUCUGGUAAACUUUGUCUUACAGUGCUUAGAAAAAGUAAGCGAAAGGCUCCACUGCCACCACAAGUGUCUGUUGAAUCCAGUGACUUGGUAGAGAAAAGGGACAUUCAAAAUUGGAUUGAGAAGAAUGUUGUUGGCGGAAAAAUUGUGAUGGACUGGGGUCAGGAUGAAAAUUCUGACCAGAACAACAGUGAACAUUUCCUAUCACCAUACGGAACUAGUUACGGAGGAAUUGAUAAAAAUAUGUUUGAACGUAAUCAGGAAAAGCGCUUGUCCGGAACAAAGCGGAGACGAGAUCUGCUGGGAAAUGCGGAAGAUAUGGAGAAUAUGAUGGAGCAGCAACUUUCGGAUGUACCACCAACAAAAACUGUAAAGGUUGAUGGAACAUUACCACCACAAUCACCUCACAAAAUCUCUAGGAAUGAUUCAAUAUUAUCUAAUGCAGCGCAGCAAGCAAAGAAAAAGAAACGGGAAGUAGUUAAGAUGCAUUUGGUUAAGGAUGAAGGAGGACUUGGAAUACAGAUUGCUGGGGGUAAAGGUUCAAGAAAGGGGGAUGUUGGGAUAUUUGUUGCUGGAGUUGAAAAGGACAAGGCUGCUGAAAGGGAUGGAAGACUUCAGAAAGGUGAUGAGAUUCUGAUGAUCAAUGGACAUAAUCUGAUGUGUGUGACGCACAAUGAGGUCGUAGAAAUCCUGCGAAAUGCUAGUAAUGUUGUCCAGCUUGUCGUUGCACGCAAGGUUAAGAACAAGCUGAAGCGUUCGCCAUCAAGUUCAUCAGACACGUCAGAAAACAGCUCCUGUGUUAGUGUCUUAAGCUCAUCAAUACGAUCUCAGAACUACUUUGUAACAAAAGAGAACUCAGCAGACGAAGCAGAAAAAGAAUUAUCCUCACCGUCUCAACCCGUAUCGGCAUCAGGUGAUAAGAAACAAUCGGUGCCUUGGGUGACCCAGCAGAUUUCACUGAUCAAAGGAGGUCUUGGCAAGGGACUCGGCUUUACUAUAUAUUCAUCUCAAGAACCGGAUUCUUCCACCAAAAGUAUCUUUGUGAAAACAAUCUUCCCAACCGGAGCAGCAGCGGUCGAUGGAAGACUGAAAGAAGGUGAUGAGAUUUUAGAAGUUAAUGGGCAGUCAUUUCAAGGACUAAAUCACAAGCAAGCACUUGGCAGGUUCAAGCAAACGAAAAAAGGGGUUGUAAAUAUAACAGUUAGAAGUAAGCUGUCCACAGGGCCAUCACAGGCCACCAGUAGCCCAAGCUCAUCUAGUCCCAAGCUGUGGCCAUUUCGAAGGAAAAUGAGAGAUAUUGUUUGGUCAAGUAAAGAAGGCAAGCAAGAAGUAGGCUUAGAACACAGAGGUAGUAAUGAAAUUGAAGAAACCAUCACAUCAGAAAAUGUAAAUGAAACAUUGGCAUCCCCUAUCAACACACCAAACAGUACCCCCAACAACUCACCUUGCCGAACCCCCAGAGAAGCUAAGAUUACCCAUCGUGUCACUCUAGAAAAGGUUGGAAAUAGCCUUGGUAUUGGUGUCGUCUGUCUGCAACUUCCAGGCUCAGACCAGCGCCGAAUCUACGUCCAGCACCUUGCCCCCACUUCUCAAGCAAGGGUGGAAGAGAAACUCUGGUAUGGGGAUGAGGUCUUGAAGGUGAAUGGACAAAGCCUCAUAAAUGUUGACCUACAUGAAGCCCAGAGGAUUCUCAGCGCCCUGGACGAAGGAGAAGUGGUUAUAGAGAUUGCCCGAUAUCCUAACCCAAUUGAUUCAUCUCUUGAGAUGGAGAAAGCUAUUGCUGUGCCCUCACCUGCACCACAACCAACAAGCCAUCCAUUGUAUGCUGUCCCUAUGAAAGGGUUUAAAAGUGACACCCCUCCAACAUUACCAGCAAGGAAUUCUGUCCCACAAGUCGUAAAUUCACCUUCAUCAAGAAUGAAACAGGCAACAGAUGUGAACAGUUUAACAGGGAAACCAUUGUCUCCAGUUUCAGCAUAUGGUUAUCAAACUUUACCUGCGCUUAUUAAACCAAUACUUAGUAAACAUGUGCAUUGGUCACAAGUGGAUGAAUUGAUUCCAUUUAAGCGUUUUUCUGCAGAAGAUUCUGCUCACAGUAGUGAAGACUCUAACUUGAAGGCGAUGGUCUCACCAGAUAAAUGUAAUCUACAACCUAUCAUUGAUGACAAUGAUGCAGUUUUAGGAAGCUCACCAAGAAAUAGAGUGAAAAAACAGUCAAGGAAUAUACAGAGCAAACAUAGUUCUGAUCUCAUUGAGGAAAAAGCACAAAUGAUAGCUGCUGAACCUCUGUAUUCGGAGAUAAUGGAGAUACCAAACAGGUCUGCAAAUGUACAUGAAAAUGCAGAAAAUGGGACAGUCUCUGUCACAUGCAAUGAUAAUCGAGUUCAAAAAAUUUCAAGUGAAAAACCAGACUUAGUCUCUCAGUAUGAAGCUGUCUUAGAGGCAUAUGAAGAAGCAAUGAAAUCUGAAGAAGUAAAUGAUGAAUUUACUAAAUUUGAUCAGUCUGAGAACUCUGUAAAUUCCUUUUACCAUCUUGACAGAGACUCAGUAAAGGUUGUAGAAAUCCAAAGGAAUCAUGGUGAGCGCCUUGGAAUGGGAAUUGACAUUCAGGGCUCGUCAAGCUCACCAACACAUGUUACUGAGGUUUUUGUCCAGGUUAUCCACAAGGAAGGCCCAGUAGCACGUGCUAACAAUGGUGGAGCAACACAGAAGGUACUUGAAGGUGACAAGAUUCUUGAGAUUAAUGGCAAAAGUCUUGAAGGAUUAUCAUAUUCUGAUGUUGUCUCAGUAUUUAAUAGGCUGCCUGAAAAAUUCAACCUUAUUCUCUCUAAGAAUGGAAGGAAAGUUUCAGAUCAUAGCACAGCAAAAGAGUCUGUUUUCUGGAGUAAAAUAGAAGGCAUAAAAAAUGAACUUGCUUUAAAUGCAAAAAACAAAAGCAGCAAUGGUUUUGAAUUCAAAUUCUGGAAAUCAAUUGAAAAUCAUGGAAAAGCAUUAUCAAGUUUGCGUGACUUGAUCAGCAUGAAGAACAAACCGAAACCUAAGCAUCUUCCAAAAGAAGAUCUCUCCAUUCCGGACAUUGAUCCAAUUGAUGAUGAUAUUGGAGAAAUGUUAAUGCUAGAAACUGAACCCACUGAUACUGAACAAAAUUCUGAUACAGAGAGUCAGCAAGAAGUAUCCAUACAAGAGUGUUCACCAUUGCUCUGUCAGGCAAACCAUCAGAAUGGAGUGCUGUCUACAACAGAAUCUGAUGAUCUUGUGAACUCCAAUUUGCAAGAAUUGAAUAAUGGUCUUCAUGUUACAUUAGUUGAUAUGAGUGACAAUGAUCCUCCUGUGACAGACAUUGAUGAUCUUUUGACACCCGAAAGCAGUCUAGAUAAUAGUCUUGAAACCACAAUAGAAGAUUUACCUCACAGUACUGACCUAGACCAAGAUGGAAAUCAUAAAGGAGAUCAUUUGCCUUUAAAGGAACCAAAACAUUCUAAUCAACAUGAUAUAAAUACAUUAUGCACUAUGGAUGCAGACAAAGUAAAUGGCCAAUCAAAUGAUGUCUCUUACCAGAGCAAUCAAGACUGUGAGGUUUUACAGAGUGUUGUUGAUAACAUAUUUGCUUCAGUUUUAGAAGAUUCCACUGAGAGUAACAAUGAACAUCUGCAGUCGGAUGGUAGUGACUUUGGAGAUGAUUUCAUUACAGACUCCUCAGACUACCCAAGUUUAGAAGGAACAUCUGGUGAAGUAAUUAGACCUCCAACAGGCUUCAGUGAUAACUCAUUAUUGAUGUAUUCUGGUGAAUAUGAAGACCACUCAUCAAUAACUGAUGAAUCUGUUAGUGCAUCACCAAGGAAUAUAAAAGAAAUAGGACAUAGGUUAGAAUCUACUUCCGCAAAUAUUAAGUCUUCCAACAUUACAAAGUCUGACUUAGAUUCAAAAGCUCCUUUAGAGGAGGUUAUUGAAGCGACUUGUUUGCCAACUGUGGAAUGUGAAUUAGAUAUCAAACCAGAUUCAUCACUUGCCUACAAUAUUCACCCAAAAAUACAGCAAAAGGCUAAUCUUGACAUUGAAGCCAAAAUGCUAUUGCUUUCUAAAUUAAAAGCUGUAUCUUUUGAUGAACAACAAAACUCAAAUGUGAAGUCAUCCCCAAGACAAGGUGUUCAUGAAAUUAUUGAAUCAGUUAAUGUGUUAAAAGAAGUAGUUAAAAAUGAGGAAUCAUCAGAUCUUCAGAAAAGAUUUGCUGACCUUGAUAGACCUGGUUCUCCUGUUUUCCAGAGGCCUGUAAUACCAGUAAAACCAGUUCAUCUCAGGAGAGCGCAGUCACAAACAGCAGCAGAUGUGAUUUCUUCUAAGAACCUCUUUGAGCACAGUAAAAGGUUUCCCCUGAAGAAGACCCCAACUUUCAAUGAACAUUUCGAUAAAAAGUUUACAGCUGAUGAGAUUAAAUGUGCAAGGAAAGGUGGAGUUCAAGAUCGAGCUGCCCUUUUUGGAAGUGUUGUCAAGAAGAAACAUUCAUUUUCAAAAACAAUUUUAAAAGAACAAAAAGAGACAGAUGUCAAAGAAGAUAAUAUAGAAGAAUGUAAAUAUGUCCCAGUAGCUGUUAAAAUGGAACCUGUCUUUCAAUGUAAAAAAGAACCCAGUUUGUCUAACAACCAAUUAGAAGUUACACCAAUUGCUGGGGAUGUAGAGACCAUAGAGCAAAAAAUAGAGAAAAGCAUUGAUACAGAAGCUUCACCUCCAAGAUGUUCAUCAACACCACUGUCAUUAUCGCCAUCAUCUCCAUCAAUACCAUUAUCAACAUCAACCCCAUCAGUUCCAUCAUCUCCUUCAUCAGAAAAUGUGUCAACACCAUCUCCUUCAUUGUUGUCACCAGUCUUAAGUAAGUGUGACGAUGUAGAUCAUGAUGAAGUAAAUGAAAAUACCAAGCAAGUUUCUAAAACUGAAGAUAAUGAAAUAAAGAAUGUAAAUAUAUCAGCUACAAAAGACCUCCCAAGCAAUAAGGAACAUUCACCCAAAAGUACAAAGAGUAGUAAAGUUGAAAAGGGAAAUAAAGGACAACCUAUGAAAUUAGCAGUACCUAAAAAAAUGUCGACAGUGAUUGAUGCAAGUAAGUCAAAUAAGCUUUCUAGAUCUUCAGAACCAAAAAAGACUCCAUCGUCAACAACAUCAUUAAUACCAAUAUCCAAUAAUUCAAAGUUGUAUGGCAGAAGAUUUAAUUGGAGUUCCAACUCUAAGACAGAUUCUUUGAAUAAGGAUGAAAAACACCAGACUGUUAGUUGUGCCAAGCAAUCCUCCCAGAGCCAAGCAGCAUCAAGGCUGCAGGAAUCCAAAAACAAAUCUCCUCAGUUGUCUCCAAAAAAGAAGAUAGAACAGGAGAGAUUAAAGAAUCGUGAACCACUCCCAAAAAAACUAAUAAAUACUACAAAAACGGAUGUAUCACCUAAAACUAAGAGGAGAACUUAUCAAAGAGAUGAAGAUAAAACAUCUCCGAAACGACUUCCAGCUGCCAAAUCCAAAGACACAGAUACAAAGGUAAAAGGAAAGAUGAGUUCUGUUGGACAACAGAAACGCAAAGAUGGCAUUUCAUAUAAGGACCAAAGUACAUCACCUAGAAAGACAAAUACUACAAGAAAAGACCUUUCUAAAGUUGUAGAAAAGACUUCUCCAUUGAGAAAGAAAUCAGACACCGCAAAUCCAAAGACCACCAAAUCUGACAAAGAAGUGGUGAAGGAGCCUGUAGCAGUUCAUGGCAAGAAUGUCAUAAAGAAGGAAGCAUUUUCAAAAGAACCAACACCACAAACAAAAGAAGACCAUUUGACCAGUCCUGACACCAUACCUAAGGUCAUGACAUAUGAUCAAACAGACUUUCCUAGUCGUCUGUUUUCUCAAGAUUAUGAAGAUGAUCCUUACGAAGGUGUCUUGGAUGUUCAGUUGUUUGAGUUAUAG